AUGAACUUGAUUGAGGACCCAACUCAAGGUUCCUACAAACAGCUGUGGUUCCACAUGAACAACUUGGAAGGCCAGCUACCAGAAGAAAUCUACUGGCUGACAAAUUUGGAGACAAUGAGUCUCUUCUUCAAUAUGCUUGAUGGGCCCAUAUCCUCAAAGAUUGGCCAGUUGCAAGAUUUGGAAGCAGCAAUCUUCAGCUUCACUGAUGUCACGGGGGCUCUCCCUACUGAGAUUGGGAUGUUGAGUGACACUCUUGCCUUCUUUCUCAGCGAGCGCACUCAACUCACUGGCACACUGCCUACUGAGAUUGGCAUGCUUUCCAGAAUGGACACAUUGUUGAUGGAUGCAAAUCAUUUCUCGCGCUCCAUUCCAACAGAACUGUUCCAACUCACCAAUCUUCAGAUGCUUUACUUGGAUGAGAACAGUCUGACUGGGACUUUGGCGUCAGACAUUGGCUUGCUUGGAGACUUUGAGUUGUGUUUGUUUUGGCAUAACCUCUUGACAAGACAUUGCUUUUGA
Seminavis robusta is the source of this 519-nucleotide messenger RNA. The record is from the annotation of a GenBank genome assembly. NCBI's taxonomy places the organism in Eukaryota, Bacillariophyta, Bacillariophyceae, Naviculales, Naviculaceae.